Solanum pennellii is the source of this 1503-nucleotide messenger RNA. Its product is annotated as protein SRC2 homolog. Gene Ontology annotation, biological process: defense response. The record is from RefSeq and is a predicted model, not a curated record. The coding region runs from base 132 to 1259 and encodes 375 amino acids. The transcript has a single exon. NCBI's taxonomy places the organism in Eukaryota, Viridiplantae, Streptophyta, Magnoliopsida, Solanales, Solanaceae.
UUUUAAACGGACCAAGCACCAACAUAUAGAAAAAGCCCAAGGUCAUAAUGGAACUUAAAACAACCAAAACCAGUUAAAUACUCACUCCAUCAUAGAACAGCCAUUGUUACACUUCUGAGGGGGGAAAAAAAAUGGGAUCACGAUUCGAGGUGGAGGUGAAGAUCUCAUCAGCUAGGGAUUUGAAGAACGUUAAUUGGCGUUAUGGUCGUCUUACGCCAUAUGCUGUUGUUUGGGUUGAUCCGAAAGGGAAAUGCUCCACCAAAGUAGAUGAUAAUGGCGAUACUUCACCAUCUUGGAAUGAGAAGCUUGUGAUCCCGUUGUAUGCUCCGAUCGAAGAGUCUACUUUGUACAUCGAUGUGGUUCACGCUAAUGCAACUGAGGGAACAAAGCCUUUGAUUGGUUCAGCUAAGCUUCCGCUCCGUGAGGUUGUUGAUAGCGUCGGAAUCGGUAAUUUGACGGAGAGGUCGCUUGAUUUGAAGCGUCCUUCUGGUCGCCCACAUGGAAAGGUGAAAAUUGAGGUUACUGUUCGUGAUCCGCGCUAUCGUGCGCCGGAUCCGUAUUAUGCACCUCCUUACGGUGUACCUCCACCAGCUGGAUCGAGGGAUUACCCUGCUCCACCGCAACCUUACGGCGGAUCAUACGGUGCUCCUGCCCCUGCUCCUGGUUCUGCUCCUUCUCCUUACGGUGCUCCUGGUUCUGCUCCUUCCCCUUACGGUGCUCCUGCCCCAGGUUCUGCUCCUUCCCCUUACGGCGCUCCUGCCCCUGGUGCUUCUCCUUAUGCUGCUCCACCAGCGGGUUACCCGUACAACGCGGCUCCUGCACCGGGUCCAGCUUCGGGUUAUGGUCAACAACCAGGUUAUGGUGGAGCUCCUGCUCCGGGUUAUGGUCAACAACCAGGUUACGGUGCUCCUCCUGCACCGUACGGGCAGCAGGGUAGUUACGGGCAACAACCUGGUUACCCUCAGCAGGGAAGUUAUGGAUCACAGGGUAGUUACGGGCAGCAGGGAAGCUACGGGGCGCAGCCUCAGGGUAGUUACGGAUCACAGAAAGCAGGGUAUGGUUACGAGGAGAAGAAGAAGAGCAAGUUCGGUGGGAUGGGCCUGGGAGCGGGACUAGCUAUGGGUGCGGUUGCAGGUGCACUGGGUGGAUUAGCCAUAUCUGAAGGUAUUGAUCACAUAGAAGAUAACAUAGCCGAGAAGGCAGCAGAGAAGGUUGAAGAUGAUCUCGACGAUGGUGGUUAUGACGAUGAUGAUUACUAGAUAACUUACCUAACUUGAAUUCGCAUUUAUCUAUAAAAAAAUCCUCGCGUCAAAGCAAGUUUAAAUUGUUCGUUGUUCGGUGUAAUAUGAAUUUUGGCGUACUGAUCAGAUAAAAUGUAAUGGAUGCAUAUCUUGUAUUCAAAAUUUCAUGCUCGUAGUUCAACAAGGUCUACUGCUUCAAUAAUGCUAUUUGUAGUAUUCAGAAAUUGCACUCAAUCUAGUUUUGUUUGAAAUCGUUAACGAA